Molecule: messenger RNA, 720 nt
Organism: Seriola dumerili (greater amberjack)
Lineage: Eukaryota; Metazoa; Chordata; Actinopteri; Carangiformes; Carangidae
Gene: ak1
Product: adenylate kinase 1
Exons: 7
Coding region: 121-705 (194 amino acids)
Biological process (GO): ATP metabolic process; nucleoside triphosphate biosynthetic process
Cellular component (GO): cytosol; cytoplasm
Molecular function (GO): ATP binding; AMP kinase activity; nucleoside diphosphate kinase activity
Source: RefSeq, a predicted model, not a curated record
CAGCAGGAACUGUGCAGACACACACACACGGGGAUCCAGGGACAGCAGCCCCUUGCACUGGGAUCUAGAGCCACAGCGCGAAAAGAGAGUUGAAGGAAAACACUCAUCUAACACAACACAAUGGCAGACAAAAUUAAAGAUGCCAAGAUCAUCUUUGUUGUGGGUGGGCCUGGCUCUGGAAAGGGCACCCAGUGUGAGAAGGUAGUUGCAAAAUAUGGCUACACCCACCUGUCAUCUGGGGAUCUGCUCCGUGCUGAGGUUUCUUCUGGCUCUGAGAGGGGCAAGCAUCUCCAGGCCAUCAUGCAGAAGGGAGAGCUUGUGCCCCUGGACACAGUCUUAGACAUGAUUAAGGAUGCCAUGAUCGCCAAGGCUGAUGUCUCCAAGGGCUUCCUUAUUGAUGGCUACCCCCGUGAGGUGAAGCAGGGCGAGGAGUUUGAGAAGAAGAUCGGCAAACCCUGCCUGCUGCUGUACAUUGAUGCAAAAGCAGAGACCAUGGUAAAGAGGCUUUUGAAGCGUGGUGAGACCAGCGGCCGUUCAGAUGAUAAUGAGGAGACCAUCAAGAAGCGUCUGGACCUGUAUUACAAAGCAACUGAGCCAGUCAUCGCCUUUUAUGAUGGCCGUGGUAUUGUGAGGAAGAUUGACUCUGAGCUGCCAGUGGAUGAAGUUUUCAGCCAAGUCUCCAAGGCUAUUGAUGCACUGAAGUAAAACAACAUGACUAGA